GUUGACUCCUAUGAUGUGACUGUGGAAGAAGACCUUGGAGAAAUUCAGCUAAUAAAAAUUGAGAAACGAAAAUAUUGGUACCAGGAUGAUUGGUACCUUAAGUAUAUCACUGUAAAAACACCACUGGGUGACUAUUUGGAGUUCCCAUGUUACCGUUGGAUUACAGAUGAAAAAGAGGUUGUCCUUCGAGAUGGAAGAGCAAAGCUCCCCCAGGAUGACAAGACCCAGAUUCUCAAGCAGCACAGACGCAAAGAGCUCGAGACCCGUCAAAAAAUGUACCGCUGGAAGGAGUGGCAUCCAGGCUUUCCCCUGAGCAUCGAUGCCCAUUCUCACAGUGAUCUGCCUCGUGACAUCCAGUUUGACAAUGAGAAAGGCAUUGACUUCAUUCUGAACUACUCUAAAGCGAUGGAGAAUCUUUAUGUCAACCGUUUCAUGCACAUGUUCCAGUCCUCCUGGAGUGAUUUUGCAGAUUUUGAGAGUAUCUUUGUCAGAAUCAGCAACACAAUUUCUGAAUACGUGAUGCAGCACUGGAAAGAAGAUUUUAUGUUUGGCUACCAGUUCCUGAAUGGAUGCAAUCCUGUGCUGAUCCGGAAAUGCACAGAGAUACCCAAGAAGUUGCCUGUGACUACGGAUAUGGUAGAAUGCAGUCUGGAGAGGAACCUGACCCUGGAGGAGGAAGUAAAGCAAGGAAAUGUUUUCAUUGUGGACUAUGAGCUGCUAGAUGGUGUGGAUGCCAACAAAACAGACCCGUGCACAAUACAGUACUUGACUGCACCCAUCUGUCUGCUGUAUAAGAAUCUGGAGAAUAAAAUUGUACCCAUUGCAAUCCAGCUUGGUCAAAAGCCUGGGCCAGACAAUCCCAUAUUCCUUCCUUCAGAUGAGACAUAUGACUGGCUGUUAGCUAAAAUUUGGGUUCGGUCAUCUGAUUUCCACAUUCAUCAGACAGUGACCCAUCUGUUACGGACCCACUUAGUCUCAGAGGUGUUCAGCAUAGCUAUGUUCCGGCAGCUGCCUGCUGUGCAUCCCCUUUUCAAGCUCUUGGUGCCACACAUGCGAUUCACGAUAGCCAUCAAUACCAAAGCCCGAGAACAGCUUAUCUGUGAAUGUGGCCUUUUUGACAAGGCAAAUGCUACAGGUGGAGGAGGACAUGUACAAAUGGUGCAGAAAGCAAUGAAAGAUCUGACUUACAGCUCUCUCUGCUUCCCUGAGGAGAUCAAAGCUAAAGGGAUGGACAGCAAAGAGGAUAUCCCCUACUACUACUACCGGGAUGACGGCAUUAAAGUCUGGGAGGCUAUAAAGAGGUAA
Molecule: messenger RNA, 1305 nt
Organism: Pelecanus crispus (Dalmatian pelican)
Lineage: Eukaryota; Metazoa; Chordata; Aves; Pelecaniformes; Pelecanidae
Source: RefSeq, a predicted model, not a curated record